AAUGAAUUUACUCUUUUCUAUUUUUGUAUUCUUUGUUAUGUUCAAUCUGUGCUCCUCUCGUUAUGGACAACCCAACAGAUACGUUGAUUAUAAUAAUAACUACAACCAACCUCCUACUAAUAAUUAUAAUAAUUAUUAUAGUGGAGGGAGACAACAAGGAGGGUGGGGGCAAUCUAAUAAUGGAGAAAGUGAGUAUUUUAUUGAAUUAAAGGUGGACCUCAUAUUAAAGAUGUAGCCGAUCUUAAGAUGCAGCCGACCUCACUUUUUGAUACCCUAUUGAGGCUGUGAAAAUUGUCUCUUAUAAUGAGGUGUAUGUUAAAUAUGAGGUAUCAUAUUUCUUGAACAUUUCGAGUCAUGACCAUUCUGAGUCUGGCUAUUUUGAGUCUGACUAUUUUGAGUUAUGGGCAUUUUGAGUCUUUGAUCAUUUCGAGCCUCUGACCAUUUCGAGCCUUUGAUUUUCUAAGUCUCUGACCAUUUUGAGUCUCUGAGUUUUUGAGUCCCUGCCUAUUUUCAAGUCCGUGACCAUUCUGAGUCUCUGAGUUUCUGACCAUUUUGAGCCUCUGACCAUUUUGAAUCAUGGGCAUUUUGAAGCCUCUGACCAUUUUGAGCCUCGACAUUUUUUGUCAUGUGCAUUUUGAGUUUCUGACCAUUUCGAGCUCCUGACCAUUUUGAAUCUGAACAUUUUAGGUCUCUGACCAUUUCGAACCUCUGACCAUUCGAGUCCCUGACCAUUUUGAGUCUCUGACCAUUUUAA
Meloidogyne enterolobii is the source of this 754-nucleotide messenger RNA. Lineage: Eukaryota; Metazoa; Nematoda; Chromadorea; Rhabditida; Meloidogynidae. The record is from the annotation of a GenBank genome assembly.